AUGUCCUCCGCAACCACCUUCUUCGAUUUCGAGCCCGCCGACAAAAAGGGCCAGCCAUUCCCCCUCGCCUCGCUGAAAGGCAAGGUCGUCCUCGCCGUCAACACCGCCUCCAAGUGCGGCUUCACCCCUCAAUUCGAGGGCCUCGAGAAGCUCUACAAGGAGCUCAAGGCCGAGUACCCCGAGGACAUUGAAAUCCUUGGCUUCCCCUGCAACCAGUUCAAGUCGCAAGACCCGGGCUCCAACGACGAGAUCCAGUCCUUCUGCCAGCUCAACUAUGGCGUGACCUUCCCCGUGCUCGGCAAGCUGGAUGUGAACGGUGACCAGGCUGCGCCGGUCUUCACGUUCAUGAAGGAGGCUGUCCCCGGUACCCUCGGCCUUAAGCGUGUCAAGUGGAACUUUGAGAAGUUCUUGAUCGCGGCCGAUGGUAAGGUUGUUAACCGUUGGUCAUCGCUUACCAAGCCCGAGAGUCUGAAGGAGCCUAUCGUCCAGGAGAUUGAGAAGGCUAAGAAGGCUGGUAUUUCGGCUUCUGCCCUGAAGGCUGCUGAGGGUACUGAGCAGGCUAAGCUCUCGUGA
Messenger RNA from Penicillium cataractarum, 573 nucleotides. RefSeq names its product glutathione peroxidase. Gene Ontology annotation, molecular function: glutathione peroxidase activity. NCBI's taxonomy places the organism in Eukaryota, Fungi, Ascomycota, Eurotiomycetes, Eurotiales, Aspergillaceae. The transcript is spliced from 2 exons. Bases 1 to 573 code for a protein of 190 amino acids. Gene Ontology annotation, biological process: response to oxidative stress. The record is from RefSeq and is a predicted model, not a curated record.